AUGUUUGCAAGGUCCACUAGAACCGUCGCACAGGUGGUGAGAAAAGCACCUUCUAGAUCACUCUUGGCUCGCCGAGGAAUUUCUGGUUUACAUAUCCAACGGAAUGGUCUACCAAAAAAUAGGCAUUUUAUAACUGGCGCAGUGGCUCUUGCAAGUUUGAGUACUCUUUUAUGGAUAUCCGAUAGACCUACUAUCGAUAAUGGUACUGUGAAGGACAGUACCAAGAAAUCAAUUGAUCCUAAAGAGGUUGAAAAACAUAACGCACCGGAUGAUUGCUGGGUGGUCAUUGACGGCUACGUAUACGACCUUUCAGAUUUCAUUCCAUCGCAUCCUGGUGGUCCUGCAGUCAUUCGAGCUAAUGCUGGGAAGGACGUUAGCGCCAUCUUUGAUCCACUUCAUGCACCUGAUGUCAUUGAGAAAUACAUAGCACCAGAAAAGAGGCUAGGGCCCUUGGAAGGUCAAAUGCGUGAAGAGUUGAUCUGUCCACCAUUUGCUCCGGGAGAUUCAGUCGACGAAAUGGCUGAGAAACAGCAAUUGAGAGCUGAGCUACCACCUUUGGAGCAUAUUAGUAACAUUUACGAUUUUGAGUACUUGGCAUCACAGAUCUUGUCGAAACAAGCUUGGGCAUAUUACUCUUCUGGUUCUGAUGAUGAGGUCACCAUGAGGGAGAAUCAUUCUGCAUAUCAUCGUAUUUUCUUUAAACCAAAGGUACUAGUGGAUGUCGCUAACGUCGAUACAUCUACUGAAUUCUUGGGUUUACCUGUAGACGUGCCAUUCUACGUGUCUGCUACUGCUUUGUGUAAACUGGGAAACCCCAAGGAAGGUGAAAAGGAUAUUGCUCGUGGUUGUGGUUCAGGCCCAAAGAAAGUGGUUCAAAUGAUCUCUACAUUAGCUUCUUGUUCUUUGAAAGAGAUCAUAGAGGCUGCCCCAUCAAAAGACCAAAUUCAAUGGUUUCAACUUUAUGUUAAUAGCGAUCGUAAAGCUUGUGAUGAGCUAUUAGCAGAAGCAGAGAAGCUUGGUGCCAAGGCUAUCUUUGUCACCGUGGAUGCUCCAUCUCUAGGGAACAGAGAAAAGGAUGCAAAGGUAAAGUUUUCUGCUGACAAGUCGGGACCUGAAGCGAUGGAACGUACUAAAGAGCGCAAGCAAAAGGCUAAGGAAGUAGAGGAGCAAGGUGCUUCUAGAGCUUUGUCCAAAUUUAUCGAUCCAUCCUUAUCGUGGAAUGAUGUGGUUGAGAUGAAGAAGAAGACUAAACUACCAAUUGUCAUUAAGGGAGUUCAAAGGGCUGAAGACGUUCUUAAAGCCGCAGAGCUUGGUAUCGAUGGUGUAGUGCUCUCUAACCAUGGGGGGAGACAACUCGAUUUCUCUAGGUCCCCAGUGGAAGUCUUGGCCGAAGUUGCACCAAUGAUUAAAGAGAAGAACUUGGACAAGGAUUUCCAAAUUUUUGUUGAUGGGGGUAUACGCCGUGGUACAGAUAUUUUGAAAGCCUUGUGCUUGGGAGCUAAAGGUGUAGGCCUGGGCAGACCUUUCCUGUAUGCAAACUCGACUUACGGGAAAGAAGGUGUCGAAAAGUUGAUCGAGAGAUUGAGCUUUGAACUAGAGAUGGACAUGAGACUCUUGGGUGUCAAUUCUGUCAAGGAACUUGGUCCAGAGCUUCUCGAUCUCACAGCACUAAAAUCUAGAAGCGUCGAAGUUCCUAAGGACUACCUUUACAACCAAGCAUAUAAGAAGGCAUCCUUCACUGAUUUUGAAACCUGA
This is a messenger RNA of Torulaspora delbrueckii, 1755 nucleotides long. It is a transcript of the gene CYB2, whose product is annotated as L-lactate dehydrogenase (cytochrome). The record is from RefSeq and is a predicted model, not a curated record. Gene Ontology annotation, molecular function: L-lactate dehydrogenase (cytochrome) activity; heme binding. NCBI's taxonomy places the organism in Eukaryota, Fungi, Ascomycota, Saccharomycetes, Saccharomycetales, Saccharomycetaceae. The transcript has a single exon. Gene Ontology annotation, biological process: lactate metabolic process. Bases 1 to 1755 code for a protein of 584 amino acids.